Messenger RNA from Dovyalis caffra, 930 nucleotides. The record is from the annotation of a GenBank genome assembly. Lineage: Eukaryota; Viridiplantae; Streptophyta; Magnoliopsida; Malpighiales; Salicaceae.
AUGGAAAAUAUUAGCCGCGUUCGAGCAUUUUCAUCUCCAGAAUUGCUACCCCUUCCAACAAGUUCAGCUGAAGGGCCAGAACAUUAUAGCUUAGAAGGUAUUGCAACAAAUGUGAAGCUGCUCUUAAAACUCAUCCAAGAUCAUAAUGAAGCGAGCACUAAAAGCCAUGAUGACCGCAAAAUGCAAAGGAUCGAUGGAAUGAUGACCAUUCUGGAUGAUGUUAAAUUUCGAAUCCAAAAAUCCCAAUCUGGCAAGAAAAAGAUACCUCAGCUUAGGCGGUGCAACACAGAUCUUCGAAUCAGUGGAGCUCCGGUAGACCAGAAACCGCAAGAAUCUGCAAGUGAUGAGAAGGAGCGAUUAAGGAAACAGCUAAAUGCAAGUUUGGCGGCACGAAAGAGCCUAGAAAUUAUGUGUUCAAGCUUGGGAAAGGAAAAAGAAAUCAUGGCAGCCGAGCUUGCAAGAAAGGUCCAUGAAUUGACUGAAGCGGAGGAGCUUGUAAAUGACCUCAAAGCCCAAAAUGAGACAUUGAUGGCAAAACUUCAAGCUUGUUUCGCGGAGAAGAAAAGGAGUAAUAGCAGAGGCGAAGCACAGGGGAAUGCAGCACUCCAAGAACGUAACAGGGCACUUUCGCAGCAGCUCCUCAAGUCCCUUGAUAGUUAUCGCUCUUUAAAGAGAAAAUACAGAGUCGUAAAAGAGGAAAACAGAGAUAUUUGCGGUACAAUGGAUGUAAUUGGAAAGGACGUAGCUGCAGGGCUUGAAAGUAUACGUAGCUUUAGGAACAGACUGGCCACAAGCAAAGAUAUUGAAGAUGAGAUUUCAACAUUAGAGGAAAUGUUUGAGCGUUUUGAUAUAAAGAUCUCAAAACAUAAGAACCGUGAAUGUGCUAAACCAAAAGCUGAGAUCAAUACUAGCAAGCCUCCUGUUGCAUAA